Molecule: messenger RNA, 1956 nt
Organism: Danio aesculapii
Lineage: Eukaryota; Metazoa; Chordata; Actinopteri; Cypriniformes; Danionidae
Gene: tarbp2
Product: TAR (HIV) RNA binding protein 2
Exons: 7
Coding region: 179-1219 (346 amino acids)
Biological process (GO): regulation of siRNA processing; regulation of viral transcription; regulation of miRNA processing
Cellular component (GO): RISC-loading complex
Molecular function (GO): pre-miRNA binding; siRNA binding; double-stranded RNA binding
Source: RefSeq, a predicted model, not a curated record
CAAAAGUCAGUCGGCUGUGUUGUGUGAUGCGGGACGGUGUGAGAGAGAGGGGUUUACGGUCUCCUCGUGCCUCAAUCCUCCCCGCACGGAAACUUAUUAAUGAUAUCAGUGGGGUUACAGUCACCUCGGGGGGUUUCUGCAGUCCAAAACAAGCCAGUUCAGCAUCUGUUAUUGUGGAAUGAACGACGAGAAAAGCCCGGAUAACGGCAAGCGAAACUCUGGGUAUACCAGUAUUGAGCAAAUGCUGGCUGUGAACCCCGGGAAGACGCCCAUCAGUCUGCUGCAGGAAUAUGGAACGCGGAUAGGCAAGACUCCAGUGUACGACCUGCUGAAGGCCGAGGGUCAGGCCCACCAGCCCAACUUCACCUUCCGCGUGUCUGUGGGAGACAUCAACUGCACCGGCCAGGGCCCCAGCAAGAAAGCUGCCAAGCACAAAGCUGCCGAAGCGGCCCUGAAAAUGCUAAAAGGAGGAAUGCUGGGAGGAAUCGGAGGAAACGGGAUGGAGGGAGACGGGUUUGUCGGGAUUGAGAUGGAGGGAGAAUGCCCUCAGUCAGAGAUGAAAUCAUCCAGUUCAACACAACAAGCUGAGUGCAAUCCAGUUGGAGCUUUGCAGGAACUAGUAGUGCAGAAAGGCUGGCGUUUACCUGAAUACACUGUCACUCAAGAAUCUGGCCCUGCACACCGCAAAGAGUUCACAAUGACCUGCAGGGUGGAGAGAUUUGUUGAGAUAGGAAGUGGCACAUCAAAAAAGCUUGCUAAAAGAAACGCAGCAGCAAAGAUGCUCUCUCGUAUCCACGAUGUGCCGGUGGACAUGAGAAGCAGCCACGAGGCCGAAGCAGAAGAUGACACCUUCAACAUGCAAAUUGGUGGCAGACUGGAGGGAGGGAAGUCUAAAGGCCUGGGCUGCACGUGGGACUCUCUGAGGAACUCCGCUGGAGAGAAGAUCCUGCAGUUACGCUGUCAUCCUCUGGGCCAGUCUGACUCCAUCGACUCCAAUUUCUGUUCGCUCCUUCGUGAACUCUCUGAAGAACAGCGCUUUGACGUCAGCUACUUGGACAUAGAGGAGCGCAGUUUGAGUGGCCUGUAUCAGUGUCUGGUGGAAUUAUCCACACAGCCUAUUACCGUCUGCCAUGGAUUUGCUUCCAAUCUGGAUGCUGCUCGUGCCAGUGCUGCCCACAAUGCCCUGCAGUACCUCAAGAUCAUGGCAGGAGGGAAAUAAGGCUCACCUGUUACUUUACUUUUCUCUCUCCCCAGUGGAAAAUUGGACAUUUAUCAGGUGAAUUUAAGCUUACCUGUUUUUGUUUGACGCAGUGGGUGUACUUUAAUGAUCUGCUGCUACCAGAUGUAAACCCAGUUGGAGGACGUACUGAUUGCUUAAUUGUCUCCUUAAAUUUGACACCUGAAGCGUGCAUCUCGCUCCUCAGUGCAUUCAAAGACUGUUAAUUUUAAACCUGAGGACAACGGUUUCACAUGCGAUUAAAACAUCCAAUUUAUUUCUCAAAAUCAUUCAUGUCUCAACAAAAACCCGAACUUUACCCUGAAAACUUCGAAAUCACCCUUUUCAUUUAAAUUAUGAUGAUGUUAAUUGCUCUAUGAACUCGAUAAUUAUUUUUAACUGUGUAAAUGUUUGACUUUUGUACACUGCAUUUAAUUUUAAAGGAAGUUAUUUUUUUUUACAUUUAAUUUUGACUCUUGGAAUUUAUGAAAUGUUAAAAAGUUGUUGUUUUUUUCCUCAUGGUCAUUGAACCUAGAAUAAUAACAUGGACCAGAUGGUUUGUGAUAAAUAUCUACCUCUGUGUAUGUGUGUUUCUGCCUCUUCAUCACAGAAUCUGGGGUAUAUACAGUAAGACCAACAAGAGUAGUAUGUCUGUUGACUCCGACAGCUAAUUUGUACUAAAUUUGUGAAUCUCUAAUCUAGUGGGUAUUUUAUCUUGAACAAUAAACUUUUGAAACUGA